Plasmopara halstedii is the source of this 633-nucleotide messenger RNA. Its product is annotated as elongation factor p. Gene Ontology annotation, molecular function: translation elongation factor activity. Gene Ontology annotation, cellular component: cytoplasm. NCBI's taxonomy places the organism in Eukaryota, Oomycota, Peronosporomycetes, Peronosporales, Peronosporaceae. The transcript has 5 exons. The record is from RefSeq and is a predicted model, not a curated record. Bases 1 to 633 code for a protein of 210 amino acids. Gene Ontology annotation, biological process: translational elongation; peptide biosynthetic process.
AUGGUGUGGCAAAGCAUCACGCAAAUUGCGCGAGUGACUGCCCGCGUUCGUGUCAACGGCAAGCGCUUUGCCUCGAUCAAUGGAAAUCAAGUGCGAGCCGGUAUGGCACUUGAAAUUGAUGGCAGGAUCUAUCGCGUGGGCAAAAGUCAACAUGUAAAACCCGGCAAAGGCGGAGCUUACGUUCAAGCGGAGCUGAAGGAGAUAAAAACUGGAUUCAAGAGGAAUUGCCGAUUUCGAGCUGCAGAGACCGUGAAUAAGGCACCACUUGGCCCUGAUGAGCUUUACCAGUUUCUUUACCACAAUGGAAAUUACUUGGUUAUAAUGCACCUAAAAACUUUCGAGCAGAUUGAGAUUGAUCGUAACCUAUUCUCUGGCCGCCAGCUCGAAUUUUUACAAGAUGGUAUGACAUUGUCACUACAAAUCAUCGAAAAUGAUGUGCUAUGGGCAACAAUGCCCGAGCAUGUGACGCUAGAAGUGACGAACACUACUCCGAAGGGUGUGGCAGACACAGCACUGAGCGUCAAGGAUGCGACACUAGAAAAUGGUGCCGUAAUCAAGGUUCCGCUCUUUAUUGAGAUCGGCAACAAAGUCAAAGUGUCCACGGAGGAUGGUACUUAUGUCGAUAAACUGUAA